Molecule: messenger RNA, 2150 nt
Organism: Xiphias gladius (swordfish)
Lineage: Eukaryota; Metazoa; Chordata; Actinopteri; Istiophoriformes; Xiphiidae
Gene: acmsd
Product: aminocarboxymuconate semialdehyde decarboxylase
Exons: 9
Coding region: 335-1231 (298 amino acids)
Biological process (GO): secondary metabolic process
Cellular component (GO): cytoplasm; cytosol
Molecular function (GO): hydrolase activity; carboxy-lyase activity
Source: RefSeq, a predicted model, not a curated record
AUGUGAGCAGCUGCAGCAUGGUGCAUUCAACAUGGUGCCACUGCAUCAGGAGAGAGAAUCACUUCAAACACAGCCGCAACACAACAGAACACAGAGCAGCCUGGCAAAUGUGUAGCCAGUGCAACUUUUUGCAGCAGACAUUGGUCAAACUUUUGGCGUCAGCUCAUCGCAUGCGUGGACGAAUGGUUGAAUGUGUCACAUUGUUGCAUACAGACAUAAGCUGUGUCUGGUGAUAAACAUCUGUUUAGGUCCCUUCCUAUAAACCUGAUGUCAAUGCUAAAACCAAGAUCUGAGACGACUCAAAUCCACAUUGGAACAUACAGGUGAAGCAGAGAUGAUGAAGGAUGGGAAGCUGUUCCGAGUGAUUCAAGAAAACUGCUGGGAUGCAAAUGCACGCAUAAGAGACAUGGAUCGACAUGGUGUGACAGUUCAAGCCCUGUCUACUGUUCCUGUGAUGUUCAGCUACUGGGCCAAACCUUAUGACACGCUGGAUCUCUGCGUCAUUUUAAAUGACAAUUUGGCCCAGACAGUGCGUAGCCAUCCCAAGAGGUUUGUGGGACUGGGAACGCUGCCCAUGCAAGCUCCUGACUUGGCCGUCCUAGAGAUGAGGCGCUGCGUGAAGGAGCUGGGCUUCCCUGGGGUGCAGAUUGGCUCACAUAUCAACAACUGGGACCUCAGUGCUUCUGAACUCUAUCCUUUCUUUGCUGCAGCUGAGGAGCUGGGCUGCUCCAUAUUUGUCCACCCAUGGGACAUGCAGACAGAUGGGAGGAUGGCUAAGUAUUGGCUGCCCUGGCUGGUGGGCAUGCCCUCAGAGACGACCAUAGCUGUGUGCUCGAUGAUAUUUGGUGGUGUCUUUGAGAGAUUUCCUAAACUGAAAGUCUGCUUUGCUCAUGGAGGUGGCUCUUUCCCAUUCACCGUUGGCAGAAUUGAACAUGGCCACUCAGUCCGCCCUGAUCUGUGUGCAGUCGACAACAAGAUCAGUCCACGGAAAUACCUCGGUUCUUUCUACACUGACUCCCUAGUUCAUGAUCCCACCUCCCUGAAGCUCCUCAUUGAUGUCAUUGGAAAAGAUAAAGUGAUGCUGGGAACAGAUUAUCCAUUUCCGCUGGGUGAGCUGCAGCCUGGAUCACUGAUUGAGUCAAUGGAUGAGUUUGAUGAAACACUAAAGGAUAAAUUGCUUGCUGGUAAUGCGCUGGAAUUUUUGGGACUGAGACGAGAGCAAUUUGAGUAACAUAAAAGUCGGAUAUACAACUGCUGCACCCAGUGAUUCAGUGCAAAGGCUUUAUUCAGAUAUGCAUAUUUUGAGGAUUCAAAAUAUCAUGUAGUUUGUAUAGUUGAUAUAACCAAUGUCAUUGUGUUUGAUAUAAUAAGGUAAAUAAAUAUUUUAAUGUCAGUAUUGCUUUUGAGAAGGGAGAAUGGAAGCUGUUAUUACAUUACAUUAUUAAAUUACACUUGUGUUUUAAAAUUCGAUUUUAUAUUGUAGUGGUAAAUAUAAUGUUUUUUUCAUCUCCGUAAGAAGUCGUGUCAGUCACUGGCCUAGAGACAUUUUAUAAGCUGUAAAUGCCCAUCAGGCUGCCAGUCACAACGCCAUCUUAUUGAACAACUGGGUUAUUAAAACAGACCAUUUCUUUAUUUUAAACUUGAUGAGACUAAUCCCAACAGUCCUCUCCUAUUAAUGUUAUCCCUCACUUCUCACCAAUCAAUAUACUCAAAUUGCUAAGAAUAAAUAAAUGAUUAAAUAAAUAAAAGGUGCAGUGAUGUGUGCUCUACUUCAAAGAAGGGGUUAUGCAAUGAUUCUUCUUAAUGCUCUCUCUGGCUAAAAUUAACUUAGCAUCGUAUGUUUCUUGUCUAGUGAAGAUAAAUGAAAGCUAUAACAUCAAGCAUCCAGUUGAGGACUUUGUGUAGAAAAGAUGUAUCUUUGAAGCUAUAUCCUUUGCUGCUAAAGUGACAUCUAGAAUCUUUUUUUUUUUUUUUUUUUUGCCAGCUUCCUUAAUAUACACGAUAUUGAUACUGAUUACUCUUAUUUAAGUUGUGUGGUCUCUGAUGAAGUCAGUCAUUUAUUAUUUUUGGUUAAUUGGCCAUGCAUAUUCAUUCUCGCUGAAGGAAUUGACCUAAAGUAAGUGCAGAGUAGUUCAAAUGUGAAUAAAUAA